This is a messenger RNA of Juglans microcarpa x Juglans regia, 1742 nucleotides long. RefSeq names its product maltose excess protein 1, chloroplastic-like. The record is from RefSeq and is a predicted model, not a curated record. NCBI's taxonomy places the organism in Eukaryota, Viridiplantae, Streptophyta, Magnoliopsida, Fagales, Juglandaceae. The coding region runs from base 245 to 1465 and encodes 406 amino acids. The transcript has 9 exons. Gene Ontology annotation, molecular function: maltose transmembrane transporter activity. Gene Ontology annotation, cellular component: chloroplast envelope.
GAAACAAACACGUAGCAUCAAUUGGAUUGAGCAGCAGAUACUGAAUGACAUUGACGAGCCUUUCCAAGUUUCCUCCCGGGAUUCCCACAUCUAACUGACUGUCACUGACACACUCCCCCAAUCUGCGGUGAACAAUUUUCCCACCGAACAGUGCCACCGCCACCCUCCGUCACAUCACAUUCUCUCGUUUUCUUCUUUUGCAAAGGAGGCUUAUCAGCGUUUUAACGACUCCUAACCAGCUUCAAUGGCCGAGUCUCUUGUGGUUUCCUAUCGUAGUCGGGCACCGGUUGGUCUUCAACGUCGCUUUUUGCACCAAAACAACUGCCAUUCACUUCCAUUGCCGAAGCCACUCCUCUCUUUGACCCUCAAAAGCCCUCUCUCUUUGAAAUGCAACUCUGUUUCUACUUUGCUUCAUCGCCGAGUCAUCAGUUGCCCGGCUCCUGCCGCUCUUGACUCGGACGUCCCACAUACUCUUCACGAGGGAUCAGUGAAACAUGGGAGUAGUAAGAGCUUUGAGCAAUGGGAUUCAUUAACAGCGAAGUUCUCGGGAGCAGCAAGUAUCCCAUUUCUGUUACUGCAACUUCCUCAGAUCAUCCUUAAUGCAAGUAAUCUUUUGGCAGGAAACAAAACGGCCCUUUUGGCGGUCCCAUGGCUGGGGAUGUGUACUGGUUUGCUUGGAAACCUUUCACUGCUCUCAUACUUCACAAAAAAGAGGGAGAAUGAAGUGAUUAUUGUGCAAACAUUGGGCGUGUUAUCACAAUUUGUGGUAUUUGCGCAGCUUGCACUGGCAGAAGCCAUGCCUCUGCCUUAUUUUGUGGCGACUUCAAUUGUUGUUGCUGCUGGGCUUGUAUUGAAUUUCAUGAAUUAUUUCCACUGCCUCAAUUCUGCAAUCUGGCGCCUUUGGGAAGAUUUUAUUACCGUUGGCGGGCUAUCUGUACUUCCCCAAAUUAUGUGGUCCACUUUUGUCCCUUAUAUACCAAAUAGUAUCUUUCCAGGGGCAGUAGCUUUUGUUAUAGCUAUGGUGGCCGUUAUUAUGGCACGAACAGGCAAACUUUCUGAGAAAGGUGUGAAGUUUGUUGGAGCAAUAUCUGGGUGGACAGCUACCCUUCUCUUCAUGUGGAUGCCAGUUGCACAGAUGUGGACAAAUUUCCUAAAUCCUGACAACAUCAAAGGCUUAUCAACUUUCUCAAUGUUGCUUGCUAUGAUGGGAAAUGGACUUAUGAUCCCGCGGGCUCUCUUUAUGCGUGAUUUUAUGUGGUUCCUUGGUUCAACUUGGGCUACUUUGUUUUAUGGAUAUGGGAACAUUUUAUGCUUGUACUGUUUCAACGCUAUUAGUAGGGAAUGCUUCUUCGCAGCAACAACUGGUUUGUUUUUGUGGAUAGGAAUGGCUCUGUGGAAAGAUACCGUAGUAUAUGGUUAUGACUCACCUUUCACAUCUCUAAAGGAGCUGGUUUUCGGUUCUUAACACAAGGUGAUACUGCAAAUGGAGCUCAAUUAAUGCAGAAGUGACAUGGGCAAAUACUUCCUGAGCUUGAAAUUUUACAACUUCUCCUCUGCUGCCAAGUGCUUGAUUAACAAAUGUGACAGAAGUAUGCCAAGAGUUAGAUUAUAAUGCAUGUCGUAUCAUAAUUACUAUUGGGUUUUAUCUCCACAGUUUUGCUGGAAUAAUAACGUUGUAACUUCUAAAGAGAUAUAUGCAAGGCUUGCUAAUCAAAUAUCAAACCACACUGAACUUGUGAAAA